Messenger RNA from Hippocampus zosterae (dwarf seahorse), 1484 nucleotides. RefSeq lists its product as uncharacterized. Gene Ontology annotation, cellular component: cytosol. NCBI's taxonomy places the organism in Eukaryota, Metazoa, Chordata, Actinopteri, Syngnathiformes, Syngnathidae. Bases 39 to 1424 code for a protein of 461 amino acids. The transcript is spliced from 12 exons. The record is from RefSeq and is a predicted model, not a curated record.
GUCACUACCAGUCAGAUAGCCCCUCUUCACCGUCAACAAUGUGCGCAAUUCCAAUGUCCUUCCUCCUACUGUCACUCAAUGGCGUCUGGGUUCGGAGCGAGGAAGUGCGCGUUGUUCAGGGUGUCUUGGGUGAAGAUUGCUCAUUGCCGUGCACAGCCCAAGUCAAACCAGGGGUACAAUACUUGACUGUUAGCUGGCACAAGAUGGAGCUGCGCGGCAACCCACCCACGCCGCAACGCCGCGGCCUGGUGUUGCGCGAUCUGCCCAACGGCGCGGUCGAGCGCUAUGCGAGCCUGACGCGGGAAGUGAUCCUCAACAACGACACCAACGACAUCCUGCUGCCCAACGUCACGUGCCGUGACAACGUCGCGUACAAAUGCCGCCUGUACGCACCCGUUGGGGAAAGAAAUCUAGAUGGAGAGGUGGUCCUCAAGCUGUCAGAUUGCCCCGGAGCCAGAUUACCCAUUGGAUUACCCAUUGGACUCCUGAAAAUUAAUAUUGAAUGGGUCAUUUUGCUUUCUGCACUACUGACCCUGACACUCUUUUGCUCCCUGCUGUCUUAUUGCCUUUUGAGAAAGCACCGGCAGGACCAAAAAAAAGGCUGGAAAGCUGUCGAAGCGCGACUGGCCAAUGAAGUGGCACUGUUGGCUUCUUGGAGCCGGGAUCCCCGACUUGAACUGGAGCAGUUCGCAGCCGAGUGUGAUGCGUUUGGGAUGAUCAUCAACACCUUCAAAUCUAUGCCCUCUGCGGGGUCGAGGAUGAAGGAAUUCAAGUAUCUUGCGUUAGCUUGUAGCGCUAAUGGAGCUAAAGCCGCCAUGGAUGACGAUCUGGAUGAGCUGUUAGACGAGGUGGAAAAGAAGUUUUGUCGCAACAUUUCCGUCAGCCUGGCGAGCUCCAUGAACGAGGGAAAGUGCGGUAAAGACUCUGGCGAGCGUCGGAAUGUUGGAUGUGGGCAGAAUAAAAACAGCAUCACUGAGGACAUUGAUGCUCUCCUGGAGGAAUUACAGGAGGAAGACCUCAGUAAUGCACCUCAGGAUAAGACGGCGCCACUUCCCAAAAGACAUCGGGACGACCAGAUUCAUUCUCAGCCUGGAGGAAGAAAGUGCUGUCCUAUUUACCUUGGAGGAAGUGCCGUGGCAAAAGGAGUGGGAACGGCCGCAUCCAAGAGGUCGUGUGACCAGCUGAGGUGCACCUCCUGCGACUUCCGGGUGUUGACGUUUGACAACUGCGAGUGGGACUCGUCAUGCGAUUACCUUUUCUUCAGGAACAACAUGCCCGACUGCAGGAAAUUGGGAGCUAAGCUGAGGAAGCGAAGAGGCCUCCGGGCGUACGCUUGCCAGUGUAGCUGGUUUACUGCCUCAGACGCCACGGACGUGUUGCUGAAGCCACAUCUUAGAUGGGUGUGCGCAAGACACCCGGACUAAACCGUCUUCAUACACUACUCGCAAAUAAAUAAAUAAAUAAAUAAAGAUGUACACACCUUG